Messenger RNA from Ambispora gerdemannii, 596 nucleotides. The record is from the annotation of a GenBank genome assembly. Lineage: Eukaryota; Fungi; Glomeromycota; Glomeromycetes; Archaeosporales; Ambisporaceae.
AUGGCAUUAAAACAACAAACUCAAACAUCAUCAAAUAAAAUUGAAAACAACAACAAUAAUAUCCGUAUCAAAAGCAACCUUCGGGAAUGCAACACCAACGAAAUAGAUACUACGGGGAAAAGGUUCCUCUUUCAAGUUCGAGGUGCAUCUUAUCCUCCAAUACGUCGUACUCGUAGCAAUUUAAAAAACUCGACAAAUUGUAAAUCUUGUAAUCAGAAUUGUCAAUACAUUGAUAGUUUGGAAGCGAGAUUGAGCGACUUAUAUUUAACUGUUGACAAAUUUAGUAGAGUCAAAGUGAUAACAAACAGUUUUGAAAAAGAAAAAUACGAUUUUUCAAAUAUGCCUUAUGGAGUUGAUAUUGUUACCGCCAGUGAUCAAACUUCUCCGACUACGACUUUUUGGAGAGAAAAACGACAGAGGAGAUCGCCAACGCCGAUGAAUAAAGAAUUGAACAAUUGUUUCUCUGCUAUAGAUAAUCGUCUUCUUCCAGAUCUAGAAAUUGAUUGUCAUGAAUUACAUGCAUAUAAGUACCCGGAUAUAGACACAUUGGAUUUUGUGUCAUUGGAGUUUGUGUCAUUGGAGUUUGUGUCAUUGAA